This is a messenger RNA of Oryza sativa Japonica Group (Japanese rice), 881 nucleotides long. The record is from RefSeq and is a predicted model, not a curated record. Lineage: Eukaryota; Viridiplantae; Streptophyta; Magnoliopsida; Poales; Poaceae.
UUCAUUGUAGGAAAUAAAAGCACACAAAAACCUUUUAUCUAGAAAAAAAAUUUCCGCAACUUAUUUGAGUAGUUCUUAUCUUACUCAUAGAGGAGUGAGAAAUUCUAGUUGUAGAAUGAGUCAAGUAAUGCGUGUUUUACUACUACUGUGUCUUCUGAUCAUUUGUUCGGAGCAAGCAAGUUUGAUAUCAUCAUGGGAAUAUGAUCAAGAUCCUAGGGAGUUACACAUGGGGAAUCGUUUAUCCUCUGCAAGCAGCUCGCUACUCAAAAAGGAUUUAGUGAAGCCUCCCGGUCAAGAAACAUCCUAUCAAGCUCAAUGUUAUUCGAACACAUCACCCUCAGAUGAGCUUCUUGGUGCCAUGGCAACAUUUGAUGUAUAUGGGUUCCCAAAUUUGAACAAGGACCAAGUAAGCUCAGCAGAUUUAGCGGUACUAAAUGAGCAACGCCAUGAUCUUACUGACGGAAAUGCUUUAUUUGCCGGAUGGAUGGUCAACCCGGUCAUCUCUUCAUGGUGACAGCAAAACACAUUUUUAUACAGCGUGGACGGUUGAUAAUGGUGUCUCGACAGGAUGCUAUAAUCUGGACCGUGAUGGUUUUGUACCUGUAAACAAUUCCCCUAUAACUCCUGGAGAUAUUUUAGAGCCAACUAAUGGCACUCUGAGUAUCACAAUCAAGAUAUUUAAGAAAAAAGAUGAUGGUGACUGGUGGUUGUACUUUGGACAUGAUAAUAACAAUCUUAGCCCUGUAGGAUUUUGGUUGAGCAGUGUUUUAACCAAUUUGGCUGACCAUGCAAACGUCAUAGCAUGGGGUGGCUACACCUACACACAAUCUACUACUCCCUCCUUCCCUAAAUGUUUGACACCGUUGACUUUUUUAAACAUG